AUGAUGCGACAAGAUCGUCGAAAUCUUUUGGAUAAGAAUCAUUUGGAGUUUUUGCAUCAUAUGAAUGUUGAAGAUGUUAUUGAAUUGUUGGUUGUGAAGGAGGUUUUCAAUGAAACGGUUAUUGAUUCGAUCAUUGUGAGUCCAGAAUAUAAUUGGCCACAUCGACUAAAUUAUAUUUUCAUGUUUUUUAAGCAAAUGAGUUGAAAUAUUGGGUUUUAAUGUUAUUGAUAGGGUAGAAUGCUCUAAGACGAACAGAAUGAUAUAACUUUUGAUGAGUUUACCUUAUCCAUAAGUGAUUUAGCGGCUUAUCGAUUAAAUAUCGACUAAACCUCGCUAAAUAACUUAUGGAUAACGUAAAAUCAUCAAAAUUUAUACCAUUCUGUUCGUCUUAGACCAUUCUAUCAUAUGAAUAACAUUAGAACCCAAUAUUUCAACUCAUUUGCUUAAAAACCCUGAAAAUGUCAUUUAGUCGAUGUCCAACUAUAGUCCAGAACGAUUCCUUUGUCAAAAAUUGCAAAUCUCAACUCCUAAUAUGAGUUAUGACGUGGCAAAGUUGAAAAAUCGUGAAUUUACAAGGCUGACUUGCUCUCAACAUGGUUUUCAUGAAAUUUUUCAUGAAAACCAUGUUUAGAGCUUCAAAAUUCACGAUUUUUCAAUUUUGCCACGUCAUAACUCAUAUUAGGAGUUGUGAUUUGCAGUUUUUGACAAAGGAAUCGUGAAAUUAGUGCCACCCCUUUGUCAAAAAUUGCAAAUCUUAACUCCUAAUUUGAGUUGUGACGUGGCAAAGUUGAAAAAUUGUGAAUUUGGAAGAUUUUUCAUGAAAAUUUAUGACUUGCUCCUAAACAACGCCAAAUUUUCAUGAAAACCAUGCUUGGAGCAAGUUACAACCUUCUGAAUUCACGAUUUUUCAAUUUUGCCACGUCAUAGCUCAAAUUAGGAGUUGUGAUUUGCAGUUUUUGACAACGGAAUCGUGUUCAGCGUGUCGAAAACUACCAGAGCUCAUAUCUUUAAUUUAGGCUUCCCCAACUGAACGAGAUCGUCGAAAAGAAGUAGUAAAAGAGAUCAAGAAAAGAGGAGAUGUUGCGUACGACGCAUUUUACGAGGCACUAAUCGAAUCGGGACAAGACGAUCUCGCUGAAUUGCUGAAACCUCUCUUGAUCGGAGCACACCAUUAUCAAAGUGGUGUUCGCGCAUCUCGUGUCACCAUAUCAACAGCAUCCGCAACAAUCAGCUCACCGCCAACAACACGACGUCGAAUGGAGAUUGGGGCGGUGGCGACAACAUCGAGACCGAGACGCGAAACAAUCUCAUCGACAUGUUUCGAUCCGUCAGCACAAUUGUUGUCGCGAGCAAGAUCGAGAUCGAGAUCGCAGAAACCGUUGCAUGCAUCGGAUAGAAUGAAUUAUCAAUCACCAGUUAGAUCGAUUUUUAAUCGACAAACUCGUGAGUUUUUGAAUCAAAAUAAAUGCAUUUUGAUAAUUCACGAAAUAAAAAACGUUUUUUAACGUUAAAAAACCCGAAAAAAGUGAUUCACGAACGGUAUUUUUAUCCAUUUUUUCACCAUUUUCUCAACACAUUGAAUAAAGUGAAAGCUAAAACGCAUUUUAGUGUCCAGAAAUGCUAUUUCAAGACUUUCUAAUUCUAAUCAGCCUAAAAGACAAAUCAAGUCUUCAGAAUCAGAUGUGAGGCUUGAUUUAUCUUUGAGGCUGAUUAUAAGAUCUUGAAAUAGAAUUUUUGGACACUAAAAUGCGUUUUAGCUUCACUUUCUUCAAUUUGUUGAGAAAAUGGUGAAAAAAUGAAUAAAAAUACUGUUCAUGAAUCACUUUUUUGGUUUUUUAACGUUAAAAAACGUUUUUUUAUUUCCUGAAUUACUGCAUGAAUCAUUAUUUUGUGAUCUCCAUGGAGAAUUUUCGCUCACAAAAUAAACUGGUACCAAAAUUCCCCCAUAUUUCCAGCUUCAUCACCAAAUCAUAGUUUCGGAAGUGGUUCAUUGGGUUACAGUAGUUCGGCAUCUACACGAUCUUCAAUUGGCUCCUACAAAUAUGCUCCAAAUUCCCCCACCGAACCCUAUGAAUUCAACGUGAAUUCCAUGAAUUACACAGAUGCUCCCUCAAUUCAACGAAUCUAUGAUAAAGAGACGGUAUGUCUUCAGAUUUUCAGGCUAAAAAACAUCUAGAAAUCAAAUUUCUAUCCUCAGAUGUACCCGAAUUUUUCGAAUCCACGUGGUCUUUGUCUCAUCAUCAACAACGAACACUUUGAACAAAUGCCAACAAGAAAUGGAACAAAAACGGACAAGGAGAAUAUAUCGAACCUUUUUCGAACUAUGGGUUAUCAUAUUUUGGGAAGAGAUAAUUUGACAGCUAGAGUAAGAAGGGUCUUGUGAGGAAAAAAAAAAUGAAAAAUGAGCGUUUUCAGGAAAUAUUGUUCACGAUUCAGGAUUUCACCAGAGAAAGUGCUCACAGAAGAUGCUCUUCGGCGAUUAUUGUAAUUUUAUCGCAUGGAGAAGAGAAUAAAAUUAUUGGUAAGAGAAAAAGAAUGGUAUGACGUGGAAAAGUUACGGCGAAAAUUAAUGAAGAAAAAUUUGGCGUACACCAAGUUCUUCUUCAUUAAUUUUUGGCGUAUCGGAGCUGGUUUCCCAGCCCUUGCACGGUAUUUCCGUUUUGCCGGAUCUGUAAUUUUCUGAAAAUCCAGCUAAAAGCUGAGAUUUUCAGAAAAUUCCAGCUCCCGCGCAGGGGAACCUAUCGCCAAUUUUUUUGAAAAAAAAUGGCUUCAGCUCAAAAACAUAAUCCAAAUCUGCCGGAUCUGUAAUUUUCUGAAAAUCCAGCUUAAAAGCUGAGAUUUUCAGAAAAUUCCAGUUCUCGCGCAGGGGAACCUAUCGCCAAUUUUUUUUCAAAAAAAAUAUUUUGGCUCGGCUCAAAAACACUUUCUGCCGCAUCUGUAAUUUUUUGAGAAUCCAGCUUAAAGUUGAGAUUUUCAGAAAAUUCCAGCUCCCGCGCAGGGGAACCUAUCGCCAAUUUUUUAUUUUAAUUUGAAAAUUGAAAUUUGGCUUGGCUCGAAAAACACUAAAUAAUCCGAAAUCUGCCGGAUCUGUAAUUUUCUGAAAAUCCAGCUUAAAAGCUGAGAUUUUCAGAAAAUUCCAGCUCUCGCGCAGGGGAACCUAUCGCCAAUUUUUUUUCAAAAAAAAAAAUAUUUUGGCUCGGCUCAAAAACACUUUCUGCCGCAUCUGUAAUUUUUUGAAAAUCCAGCAUGAAACUGAGAUUUUCAGAAAAUUCCAGCUCUCGCGCAGGGGAAUCUAUCGCCAAUUUUUUUUUGAAAAAAAAUUGAUUUUGGAGCUCAGCACAAAAACACUUUCUGCCGGAUCUGUAAUUUUCUGAAAAUCCAGCAUAAAGCUAAGAUUUUCAGAUAAUUCCAGCUCCCGCACAGGGAAACCUAUCGUCAAUGUUUUAUUUGAAAUUAAAAAUUAAUUCUGGCUCAGCUCAAAAACACUUUCUGCCGGAUCUGUAAUUUUCUGAAAAUCCAGCUAAAAGCUGAGAUUUUCAGAAAAUUCCAGCUCCCGCGCAGGGGAACCUAUCGCCAAUUUUUUAUUUCAAAAAAAAAAUUGGCUCGGCUCAAAAACACUUUUAGUAAUCCGAAAUCUGCCGGAUCUGUAAUUUUCUGAAAAUCCAGCUCAACGUUGAGAUUUUCAGAAAAUUCCAGCUCCCGCGCAGGGGAACCUAUCGUCAAUUUUUUUUUUUAAAAAAAAAAAUUUGGCUCAGCUCGGAAACACUUUCUGCCGGAUCUGUAAUUUUCUGAAAAUCCAGCUUAACGUUGACAUUUUCAGAAAAUUCCAGCUCCCGCGCAUGGGAACCUAUCGCCAAUUUUUUUUUCAAAAAAAAAUAUUUUGGCUCAGCUCAAAAACACUUUCUGCCGGAUCUGUAAUUUUCUGAAAAUCCAGCGUAAAGCUGAGAUUUUCAGAAAAUUCCAGCUCCCGCGCAGGGGAACCUAUCGUCAAUUUUUUUUCAAAAAAAUAUUUUGGCUCAGCUCAAAAACACUUUCUGCCGGAUCUGUAAUUUUCUGAAAAUCCAGCUUAACGUUGAGAUUUUCAGAAAAUUCCAGCUCCCGCGCAGGGGAACCUAUCGUCAAUUUUUUUUCUAGGAGUCGAUGACCAAUCGGUGAGCACACACGAUUUGUGCGAUUUGUUGAGCGCCUCAAAGGCUCCAUUUUUGGCCAAUAAACCGAAAUUGGUAUUUAUUCAAGCGUGUCGAGGAGGUGGGUUGUUUUGGUUGAAAAUUAGCCCAUUUUUGGCCCAAAAAUGGCUUAAAUGGCCCAAAAAUGGCGAAAAUUAGGACAUUUUUGGCCCAAAAUGGCUUAAAUUCCACUUACUGUUCAAAACGGUGUCAAUAAUAGAUUCGGUUUCUUCCUGGUGUUCCAUAGUAUAUAGAAUGAACUGAUAACGCCCAAAAAUUAUCUUGUUUUUUCGCUUUUUUAUAGCAAAAACAUUUGGCUAGGCUACACGGGGUACAAAAAACAAAUUUUGAUUUGCAGAACGUCGUGACACUGGUUUUGCCGUCCCCCAUGACGCAAUAGAUGGAAUUCCGGCAAUGUUGCGAAGCGGCCGCGUCGCGGCCUACAAUCAAAUGAGUUUUGACAAGGGCGAUGGUCCGAUUUUCAAUUUUAUGGGUUGUAUUCGUCCGCAACUACAACAAACGGCGUGGCGAAAGAAGCCGGAUCAGGCGGAUAUUUUGAUUGCGUAUGCGACGACUGCGCAAUUUGUGUCGUGGAGAAAUAGUGUGAAAGGAUCGUGGUUUAUUCAGGCGAUUUGUGAGGUAAAUUGGGGGAUUUUAUGAAGGCCCAAAAAAGCCCGAAAAUUAGAGGCCGUUUCAGACAAUUUUUGGGACCUUAAAUAGCCCUAGAAGGCUUGAAACCUCUAAUAUUAGGGCUUUUUUGGGCUUGCAUAAAAUUCAGGCCGUUUCAGGCUUUUCUAGACAAUUUUUGGGCCUAAAAAAGCCCUGAAAGGCUUGAAACCUCUAAAUUUAGGGCUUUUUCGGGCUUGCAUAAAAUUUUUAGGCCGUUUCUAGGCUUUUCUAGAGUUUCAAGCCUUUUAGGACUAUUUUAGGCCCGAAAAUUUGUCUAGAACAGCCUUAAUUUCAUGCAAGCCCUAAAAAGCCCUAAAAUUAGAGUCAAUUUUUCAAAUUAUUAAAAUUUCCCAACUUUUUUUCAAAAAAAUCGUGUGUAAAAUAAAAUAUUCCGGAAACUAUUACACACUUUUCUUAUUCAAAAAAUUAUUGAAAAUUCAAAAAAAAAAGUGUUUUUCUGUUCCAAAACAGGUUUUCUUCAAAAUGAAAAUUUCAAUAUUUUAAAAUUUCUAAAAAAAAAAAUCCAAUUUUUCACGUGAAAUGUGACGUGGAAAUUUUUCAAUGAAUUUUCGGCUUGGAAAAAAAUCAUUUCUGAUUUUGUAAAAUAACAUUUUCUACGUCAGAACUUCGAAGUUUGGUACUUUGGAUUCCAGCUAACAAGAUCUGGUAUCAAAAUCAAUAAAAUUCACCGGAAAUCUGAAAGAUUCAGGGAAAAUGAGAUUUUUUGGAAAGGAAAAAUGUGUUUUAUGAAUUACGAUAACUUUUUUUCCAAAAAAGUCAUUUUCAAAAAAUCGAUAUUCAUCUCAAAAAAUGAUUUUGUAGCUAAAAACUUUGAUUUUUCAAUCAAUAAAAUUAUGAAGCUCGAAAAAUAUUGAAACAUUGUGUUUUUGUCCGUUUCAAAAUUUUUUUCAAAGCGAAAUACAUUUGUUGAUUAAAAAAUUGAAGUUUUUAGCUAGAAAAUCAUUUUUUGAUCGAGUAUUUUCGUCAACUUUGAGAUGAAUCCCAGAUCUUGUUAGCUGGAAUCUGAAGUGCCUGAUUUUGUUAAAAAAAGUUCGUGACUGGAAAAAUGUAAUCAGUUUCCCCCGGACUUACCCAAACUCAAAAAAUUUUCUAGUCGAAAAUAGUAUUUUACAAAAUCAGAAAUGAUUUUUUUCCAAGCUAAAAAUUUAUUUUUAUAAAAUUGCCACGUCACAGUUUUUUUCAGUUCACGUGAAAAAUUUCAUUUUUUUCUUAGAAAUUAUGAAAUUUUCAUUUUGAAGAAAACCUGUUUUGAAACCGGAAAACACUUUUUUUUUUGAAAUUUGAAUAUUUUUUUAAAUAAGAAAAGUGUGUAAUAGUUUCCGGAAUAUUUUAAUAUUUUACACACAAUUUUUUUGCUCGGAAAAAAGUUAGGAAAUUUUAAUAAUUAAAAUUGACUAAUAAACCUCUUAUUUAUGGGCUUUAAUGAAAUUCAGGCCGUUCCAGGCUUUCCUAGACAAUUUUUCGGGCCUAAAAUAGCUCUAAAAGGCUUGAAAGGCCUCUAGAAAAGCCUGGAACGGUCUGAAUUUUAGGCAAGCCCAGAAAAGCCCUAAAGUUAGAGAUUUCAAGCCUUUUAGGGCUUUCAGGCCCCAAAAAUUGUCUAGACAAGCCUGAAACGGCCUAAAAAAGCCUGAUUUUUCCCCAAAAAUCUUCCAGGUCUUCUCUCGCCACGCAGUCGACAUGGACAUUGUUGAAAUGUUGACUGAAGUCAACAAAAAAGUCGCAUGCGGAUUCCAAACCUCACAAGGAACAAUGACUCUCAAACAAAUGCCUGAGGUAAUUAUUUUCUCCCAUUUUUCUUCUGGGCACAAUUAAUCUUCCAAGUUUUCUUUUUUUUUCAGAUGACAUCUCGACUAUUAAAAAAGUUUUACUUUUGGCCGUGCCGAAACUCUGGUGUCUGA
Molecule: messenger RNA, 6754 nt
Organism: Caenorhabditis angaria
Lineage: Eukaryota; Metazoa; Nematoda; Chromadorea; Rhabditida; Rhabditidae
Source: the annotation of a GenBank genome assembly